This is a messenger RNA of Botrytis porri, 2483 nucleotides long. RefSeq lists its product as uncharacterized. Gene Ontology annotation, cellular component: nucleus; cytoplasm. The record is from RefSeq and is a predicted model, not a curated record. NCBI's taxonomy places the organism in Eukaryota, Fungi, Ascomycota, Leotiomycetes, Helotiales, Sclerotiniaceae. The coding region runs from base 414 to 1229 and encodes 271 amino acids. The transcript is spliced from 2 exons.
ACUUUCAUACAGCUUUCUCUCGUCUAAAAAGGUCCUUCAAGUGUAUAUCGCACAAAUGGAAUACUCCUUUGGGAAGAAGAGGGCGUUCGAAAGAAUGGAAAAAAGUUAAUGCAUCCAUCAUACUCUUCAACACAAUCCAAGGUAGGAAUCCCUCGACUGAUAACACGCUACAGCAGGUCAGGUAUGUAUGGCUGGCACAGCACAUCAAGUACAGUCAGUAUGUGGGAUGUGGUGUUACAGUGAUUACAUGACCGGACACCGAGCACCGAAGUCUUCUAUUGCGAUUCAAUGGGUCUUGUGUGCUUUGCUAUCAUGGAUAAUUACAUAUAAGAUAAGACAAAUAUCCUUUUCAUAUUUUGCAUUUUGGAUACCUAGAACUCUAAUUUGCGCGAGAUAUACGAACUUUUGUCAAGAUGAGGUUCUUAUGUUUACAUGGAAAAGGCACAAGCGCUGAGAUCUUUUCUAUUCAAUCUGCAACAUUCCGCCGUCUCCUUCCCCCCUCAUACACAUUCGAUUUCCUCGAUGGUCCCUACACAUCUCCCCCCGCAGCCGGGGUGUCCCUCUUCUUCAACCCUCCAUAUUACGCCUAUUACCACUCCUCAGAUCCCUCCGCCAUCCGCGAAUCCUACUCCUAUCUCCAAGAACACCUUGAUAAAAAUGGUCCAUACGAUGGAGUAAUGUGUUUUUCGCAAGGAUGUGCGCUUGUCGCAGGUUUCUUGCUCGAUCAUCAGGUUACACGACCACAUGUUCCUUUACCGUUCAGCUGUGCCAUUUUUAUCUGUGGAGGUAUGCCAUUACCUAUCAUCGAAGAUCUGGGUAUCGAGAUUCCAUCCUUUGCACGAGAUUUGGAAACGCAAUCUGUGAAAGAACUCUUUGCGACUGCCAAUUCGGUCGAAACGGCCAAACCCGGAGAUGAUUAUUGGAAUACAAAGGCGGAGAAAACUUCAAUUCUGAAUGUGGAGAAUAUAGACCUGGAUAAUCCAUAUGACAUACAAGUUCCUGAGGGAUGGAAGAUACAAAUCCCUACGGUGCAUAUUUAUGGGCAGAAAGAUCCCCGUCGGUUGGCGGGUCUGAAUUUGGCGAGCUUUUGUGCGGGAAAGAAGAAGGUUUGGAAUCAUGGAGGUGGUCAUGAUAUUCCUAGGUUGUCGACGGUUUCGGACAAGAUUGCGGGAUUAGUGCAGUGGUGCACAAAUGCGGUAGGUGAGGAGAGAGAGGCCGAAGGUUUGUGAUGUGGUAUGAUGUGAUGGGUGAUCGCAUUUGAAAGAGCCUUGUAAGAUCAUGGUUUCUAAAGUUUCGCACACGAGUCGAUUUGGACGAGCAAAGAGAGUUUUUAAUAAGAGGAUCUGAGACUUAACGACAUGGCCUGUUUGUAACGAUCUGCAAUAUGGUUGCUUACUUCGGAGGCUGCUGCCAUCAUUUUAGAAUUUAGAUGGAUCUUGGGUAUAUAUCUAGCCCUUUCAAUUUUUCACUGCCCAGUAUACCAAGCUGAAGGCAUUCUAUAUAAAUUAUAUUACAUUUCACUACAAUAUCCUUACACUUCACCUCUUCCCUUCGUCCCUCAAGGCAAUAUCUUAUCUCCUUCUCCUCUCUUUCUCGCCUCCUCUCCUAAUCUAUAAGGUCCCAGCGGCACCUUAAUAUCACCCGCAUAUCCAACAUCUCCCUUCGCCUCUUCCAAUUUCUUCGUCACCUUCCCUACCAUUUUGGCAAUCCAUUUAUCGUUAACCGUAGCGCUGACAAGCGUUUUCUUCAUUCCUUUGUGAGCCUUAUGGUUCAUCACGAGAUUCGAUCAGUUACCGAGGAGAAGAAAAAGGGGAGGCGCGGGAAUGGGAUAUUGGAAGCAGUGCUGAAAAAAAGUAUUUCAAUAAUAGAGAUGAUGAGAAAUAAGGAUCGAAAAUGAAAAUACAUACAUCCUUCACUCCUCCCUUCACAACCCCCACCAAAUCUCUAAAUCCGUGGAUUUCUUCGUCCAUCCAUCGUUUUUCCUUCUCGACUUCGAUUACUUUACUCGCUUUUACGACACUGGCCACCCAAUCUAAGAGCUCUUGAUCCAUCACUAUGGGUAAUUGUGCAUGUGCUGCUAUGUGAACUGCGCAUUCGUCUUUUUUUGAUGUAUCAUCUCCCUUCCCCUCCCCUCUUCUUUCCAAUCCACACGAGUCCGCUCGCGCAGGUACUAUAUGUUCAUGAUGCGGCAGCAAAAAACUCGGAAUCGCAAACGUGGCAUCUGCGCCCCCCAGCCGCACAACUUGUUUCAAUGCGCUGGCGGAGGGGAGAGUGCGAUAUACUUGUAUUUUGGUGCUGGAGAGCGAACAGUGGAUGUCGUAGGCGGGAAGGAAGGGGACUUGUGCGAGACCGGUGAUGGAAUCUAGUUGGAGUACGAAAUUGGCGGGGAGGAGCCAUUCGUGGAUGCGUUUUUGGAUGGGGGGGAUGGGAGAUGAGGAGGAGGUGGUGGGGAGAUGGGGAUGGGGAUUGGAUGACCUGCGAGA